UCGAAAUUUCAAAUCUGACAGGAGAAAACAAUAACAAGACAGAAACAUGGAGAAAGAAAAUGAGGAUUUUCCUCCCAUAAUGAACAUGCCAGCUGAAGUCAUUGAGCACAUAAUGACAAAUGAGUGUAUUAGUUACAAUGAUGUUCUCAAUAUGGCCAAAACAUGCUGCAAAAUGAAUGAUAUAUGCCAAAGCAACGACAUAUGGAAGACAAAAAUACGACAAAGAUGGCCGAAGAUGCUGAACUGGUAUGAUCGUAAGAUAUCUUACAUAUGGAAAGAAGAGUUUUAUCAAAGACACACGUUUGGAGAUAAAGUUGAACAGCUGUUAAAAACAAUGUCACCAAAGUUCUAUCAAAAAGAAGAGUUAUCCAAAGAGGAUUUUGAUGAGCUAACAAAACUAUCUGAACAACAUGAUCAUGCAGCUGAGUGUCUUGUUGAUGAGCUCUUAUCAGUUUUACACGACAAAAAUCCUAAUGAGGAACUUACCAGUAAGUACUAUGCCCAAAAAGCUGCCCGCCAUGUUCAACAUUUGCUGCUCACAAAGAAGAUAAAGGCCUAUGUAGAAAAGCUGUCUGCAGAACAGAUGCUUGAAAUUGGUGCCACACUGUUUGCCCAGUGGUUUCAGCCAAGUGAGCGGGUCACAGAGACAGAGGUGGCUGACAUGCUUGAUCGACUGGCGGACGAGACGCGACGAGUGCUUGCAUCUGCUGAACCUAAUCACCCGGCUUUAGGGGCGACCCUUGAUCCCAUUGACAUACAUAAGGAAUUAUGGAGCUGUGCACAGAGUCGGGCCAUCUUGGAGGCCAUAAAUGUUGUCCUCUACAUCAAAAAUGAGUUCAAAGGAAACAAGUUUAGGAAUUAUGCUGUAGAAAACUCGUAUAUCAACAAGGUAUUUGAGACAAAGCGAGGCAUACCUAUCACAUUGUGUAUCAUAUAUGCUGGAAUCGCGCGUCGUCUGGGUGUGAUUUGUGAACCUGUCAAUGCUCCAUACCAUUUCCUGCUUAGAUGGAGGCAACACCCUCUUUCUAGUGGUGACCAUGUGUAUGCCUACAUUGACGCCUUUAACAGUGGAAAACUUCUGCAGAUAGAUGAGGUUUCCAGCCACUUGCAGAUUGAACGCGGACUGAUCUCCUCUGAAACUAUGGUGUAUGCCACACCUUGCCAUGUUUUGGAACGUGAGGUACGCAAUCUGGUCCAUGUUGGCCAUGAGUUGAGCAUGCGGGGGGACUAUGCCCUGCUGCGCGAUGCUCUCGAGAUCAGUGUACUCAUGCAAGGCCACAAUGUCGAGUCCAGAAUGCUCCUGGCGAGAAUAAACCUCCAUCUUAACAUCAACCUGGAUGAUGUAUUGGAAAGCCUGGAUUACAUAACAACAGUUGACCAGACCAGAAUUGGGCUAGUUGCUCACUUGACCCUUGCUGCACGACAAAAAAAGGCAGAUAAUGAACGGGAGGGGGAUACACAAAAGAAGGUGAAACUCAGAAAGACUGAGGUGGAGUUUAGUGUUGGCAUGGUGAUGAAACAUAAAAGGUACAGCUACAGUUGUGUGAUCUCUGGCUGGGACGAGAGAAGUAAAGCUAGUCGAGAAUGGAACACUCAGAUGGGUGUAUACAACCUGCCUUUGAAGGACAAACAGCCCUUCUACAAUGUCCUUGUGGAAGAUGGCUCCAACAGAUACGCUGCACAAGAGAACCUGGACUACCACGAAUCCCCAUGUUUAAUAUCCCACCCUGAUGUAGGCAAGUAUUUCGAACGGUUUGAUGGCAGGAAAUACAUUCCCAAUGCAGAGAAGGCUGAAGAGUACCCUGAUGACACUGAGGUUACAGCCAACCUGAUUGGAAAACACUACCAGACCUGAGAAUGAUGUGGUUACAGUGUGGAUAUUGAUGUGGACACUACACGUUUAUCAAGAUAUGCAUCUAUAGCUCAGAGUGCACUGUGAAUAGUACUCAUGAUAAAUUUCUCAUGUUCUGGUGUGUCAGGGAAUAGUCAUAUACAUUUAUAAGAAUAUGCAAAUUAACUCAAAAGUCAGGUAAUGUUUACAUGUAGUCAGAUGCAGGGCUUUUAAAAACCAGCAAUUUGCCGGUUUGGACUGAUUUUGACCAAGCCAGACUGAUUUCUGUUUCAAAAAGUGUUGAAAAAAUUGGUGCGAAAUUUUCUCAUUUUUGUAUAAUUUUGUUCCAAAAUGACUAAGUCAUCUGACUCAGAUGUAUUCCUGAAAAGCUGUUGUGUUCAUGUUUAGUUAAUGAGAAAGUUAAAAUAAUUUUUAUUAUCAAGCAAUUUCAGUCCUACAUGUGUGUGUUUCAAAAGGGCCAUGCGGUUUAUGGCUAUAUUCAAUAGCUUAAUUUCUAUAUAAUAGUGCGUAUCCAAAUCACAAAACUUUGUAUCUGGUGUUCAUAGCUGACUUUAUGGUCAAAUCAAAUAUCAACCUGAAAUUAAUUGUAAAUACCGAACUUUAUUCUCAUUAGAUCAGAUAAUUAUUUUUGGAAUCUCUUUCCCUCCUCUGGCCAGUAACUCCAGCCCCAUUUUGUUAUGUUUUACAAAAAAUAGCUCAUUUUUUUUAGUUUAAGUUUGUGUGAGUCUGUGCUAAAAUUUUAAAAUUAAUUAUUAAAUAUUAUGUUUAUUUGUUUAAAUAAAAUAUUGACUCCCACAUUUGUUUGAAACAUGUCUGAAUAGGGUAACUACUGCUAUGUAGAAUUUUCAUACCAUUUUGGAUAAUUUUCAGUAGUUUUUUGACACAAAAGUACUUACACCAAAUCAGAAGGAUUUUCAGUAUGAUAAUGAAGUUAUGACACAACUUAACAAAAAAAGUACUAAAAUGAUUUAUAAUUUCCCAACCAACUUAUGUUGCAUUUCUGGGGCAGGGAAAUCAGAAAUGAUCAUUUUUUGGCAACAGUGGUCAUUCACUUCAGAAUUUAUUAAACAAGAUUUCUAAAAUUCUAAACAAGUUUGUAUCAAAUAAAGUAAACAAGUAUAAUACAUUUUGUAUUUAAUGACCAUGAAUGAGGUAUUCUACGGUAUCUAUCAUACAUACUACAUGAUUUACAGCGCUCAAUACAUGAAACAUUGUUAUAAAGUGUGUACAUUUUCAACAAUUUCAUUUAUGGGUAAUGUAAAAAAUUAUUAUACUGUGAAACCCUGUUGACUCAAGCUCCCAUGGCACGUCUAAAGUACUUUGAGUCUUGGGAAAUUCAGACCAAAAAGGAAAGCUUCCAUUUUAGUAGAAAAAAAAGAGUCCUUUAUAUCCAGUUUAAGCCAAUGAGGAAAUCGAGCCAAGCUAGUUCAAGCCAAUGGGUUUUGCCUGUACGCUUAUAUAAAAA
Mya arenaria is the source of this 3317-nucleotide messenger RNA. RefSeq names its product F-box only protein 21-like. Gene Ontology annotation, molecular function: DNA binding; protein binding. The record is from RefSeq and is a predicted model, not a curated record. The transcript is spliced from 12 exons. The coding region runs from base 47 to 1855 and encodes 602 amino acids. Lineage: Eukaryota; Metazoa; Mollusca; Bivalvia; Myida; Myidae.